Molecule: messenger RNA, 1123 nt
Organism: Myotis myotis
Lineage: Eukaryota; Metazoa; Chordata; Mammalia; Chiroptera; Vespertilionidae
Gene: COQ7
Product: coenzyme Q7, hydroxylase
Exons: 7
Coding region: 88-741 (217 amino acids)
Biological process (GO): determination of adult lifespan; regulation of reactive oxygen species metabolic process; regulation of gene expression
Cellular component (GO): nucleus; mitochondrial inner membrane
Molecular function (GO): 3-demethoxyubiquinol 3-hydroxylase activity
Source: RefSeq, a predicted model, not a curated record
CUACGUCUGUUCUGCGUCAUCAAUCCGCGCUAAGGGCACGUUGGGCCCGCUUCGCUCAAGGGAGUCGUUGCUUUGUUGUCGCCGACAAUGAGCUGUGCCCGGUGGGUGGCGUCUGGCUGCCGGUGGCGGCUGUGCUCCGGUGCCCCGCGACCCCUCUCAGCUUACGGAAGAAGAAUCAGUGUCAGAUUUUGCAGCUCAAGAAUGACUUUAGACAAUAUCAAUCGGGCAGCUGUGGAUCGAAUUAUCCGUGUGGAUCAUGCAGGUGAAUAUGGAGCAAACCGCAUCUAUGCAGGGCAGAUGGCUGUCCUGGGUCGCACAAGUGUCGGGCCAGUCAUUCAGAAAAUGUGGGAUCAAGAAAAGGACCACUUGAAAAAGUUCAAUGAACUGAUGGUUGCAUUCAGGGUCCGGCCGACGAUUCUGAUGCCCUUUUGGAACGUGGUGGGGUUUGCGUUAGGCGCAGGAACCGCCCUGCUUGGGAGGGAAGGAGCGAUGGCCUGCACUGUGGCCGUGGAAGAGUCCAUAGCACAUCACUACAACAACCAGAUCAGGACAUUGAUGGAGGAGGAUCCUGAAAAAUAUGAGGAGCUUCUUCAGGUGAUAAAGAGAUUUAGGGAUGAAGAGCUUGAGCACCAUGACAUAGGCCUGGAACAUGAUGCAGAACUGGCUCCAGCAUAUGCCAUUCUGAAGAAGGUUAUCCAGGCUGGAUGCAGUGCAGCGAUAUAUUUAUCAGAAAGAUUCUAAGGAGCACUCACUCUGGGGGAAACCAGAGGCCAUGUGAUGAGGACACUCAGGCAGUUACUCUGUGGAGAGGGCCACAUGUCCAAGAACUGAGGCCCUCUGCCUUCAGCCAUAUUUGUGCAGUAUCUUGGAAGUGAACCCAUUAGCCCCAGUUAAGCCUUCAGAUGACUGCAACCAAUAUCUUGACUGCAACCUCAUGAAAGACCCAGAGCCAGAAUCAUCCAGUUAAGUCAGUUUUGAAUUCCUGACUCAGCAAUCAUGUUAGAUAAUAAAUGUUUGUUUUCAGCUGCAGAGUUCUGGGCUGAUUUGCUAAAAAGCAAUAGAUAACCAAUAUGUAACAUUUGCAGGUGAUUUGGAAGCACAAUAAAGUUUGAGAAGCACUGAA